GUUGAUUUUUGUAGGUUCGCCUUGUUUCUUCACGAUGACUGGAAGCUGUUGUGAAAGUGGGAAAUAUUUUUUAGUUGGGGCCAUUGGUGUACUUUUAAUUGGUAACGUCUUCAGUAGUCCUUUACCGGCGAAGGACGGUUUUGGUGAAGAGUGGGAAAGCAAUAAUGAGAUCGACCAGGUGACUGCAGCAAUCAUCGAAGAAACCGACCAGUCAACUGAACGAACUACCACUACGACAGAACGAACGAUCACUACCAGCAGUACUACGACGGAACAAGUGAUCACUACCAGCAGUACCACGACGGAGUAUCCUUACGCCGCAAUAGCAGCUAUAUACUCGUCGCCUCCGGAUAAGACGUUAUAUAUGCAAUACGCGUCCGGGACACACGAUUUCCGCGUUGGUCACAAUCAAGAUGAGGUUAAGCGUACAAUCGAGGAGUACCAAUACCAUUUCGAAAGGGUUGAAAAGGGCCUUCCACCGACGACUAAACGUGGUUUUCAUGCACCUCCUAAUAACUAUUAAGUGUUUCAAUUUUUGAUAACCGAAACUGGUUUACGAAAAUAUGAUUGAAAAGGAAUAAAAUAUAGGUUUUAAUUGAUCUGUGCACAGGCCAGUAAUCAAAGCGUUCGGUCAGUAUACGGACGAGCGAGUAAUGAUGUCUAAAGGUUAUCAUCUAUCGAUUGCACCACUUGCGUUUGUGUGCCUGUGCUUAUAGGGACAUUGAAACAGAGCUGCUUCAAAAUCAACACACUGAACCUUGCAGCUUGCAUUAACUAGAUCACAUUGGUUUUUAAAUAAAAUUAUCCCAACUUUAC
Molecule: messenger RNA, 816 nt
Organism: Anopheles moucheti
Lineage: Eukaryota; Metazoa; Arthropoda; Insecta; Diptera; Culicidae
Exons: 3
Coding region: 35-523 (162 amino acids)
Source: RefSeq, a predicted model, not a curated record